Megalops cyprinoides (Indo-Pacific tarpon) is the source of this 1897-nucleotide messenger RNA. It is a transcript of the gene eno1a, whose product is annotated as enolase 1a, (alpha). The record is from RefSeq and is a predicted model, not a curated record. Gene Ontology annotation, biological process: glycolytic process. Gene Ontology annotation, cellular component: phosphopyruvate hydratase complex. Gene Ontology annotation, molecular function: magnesium ion binding; phosphopyruvate hydratase activity. The transcript has 12 exons. Bases 129 to 1433 code for a protein of 434 amino acids. NCBI's taxonomy places the organism in Eukaryota, Metazoa, Chordata, Actinopteri, Elopiformes, Megalopidae.
CCUUUUUCCCUAUUUUAUUGCACUACGCCAACUCGCUCAGUUCUGACAGUCUCUCUGCUCCAGUCUAGGACGGCUCUGCCCUUCCGCUCUCCUUCACCUUUGCACACAGUUAGAUAAGAACCGGCAUCAUGUCCAUCCUGAAGAUACACGCCCGUGAGAUCUUUGACUCCCGUGGGAACCCCACGGUGGAGGUGGACCUCUACACCAAGAAAGGUCUGUUCAGGGCAGCGGUGCCCAGCGGCGCCUCCACCGGCAUCUACGAGGCCCUGGAACUGCGUGACAAUGACAAGACCCGUUACCUGGGCAAAGGAGUGAAAAGAGCCGUUAAAUAUGUUAACGAGUUCUUGGCUCCGGCCCUGUGUAAUCAGAACGUGUCCGUCCUGGAGCAGGAGAAGGUUGACAAGCUGAUGCUGGACAUGGAUGGCAGUGAGAACAAGUCCAAGUUUGGUGCUAACGCCAUCCUGGGCGUGUCCCUGGCUGUGUGCAAGGCCGGAGCAGCAGAGAAGGGCGUCCCCCUGUACCGCCACAUCGCCGACCUCGCCGGAAACCCUGAAGUCAUCCUCCCUGUCCCUGCGUUCAACGUCAUCAACGGCGGCUCCCAUGCCGGCAACAAGCUGGCCAUGCAGGAGUUCAUGAUCCUGCCUGUGGGCGCCAGCAGCUUCAAGGAGGCCAUGCGCAUCGGCGCCGAGGUCUACCACAACCUGAAGAACGUCAUCAAGGAGAAGUACGGCAAGGAUGCCACCAACGUGGGCGACGAGGGCGGCUUCGCCCCCAACAUCCUGGAGAACAAAGAGGCCCUGGAGCUGCUGAAGCUCGCCAUCAGCAAAGCCGGCUACACCGACCAGAUCGUGAUCGGCAUGGAUGUGGCCGCGUCCGAGUUCUACAAGGACGGAAAGUACGACCUGGACUUCAAGUCCCCCGACGACCCCAGCCGCUACAUCACCCCCGACCAGCUGGCCGACCUCUACAAGAGCUUCGUCAAGGACUACCCAGUGGUGUCCAUUGAGGACCCCUUCGACCAGGAUGACUGGCAGGCCUGGACCAACUUCACCGGCAGCACCAGCAUCCAGGUGGUGGGCGACGACCUGACGGUGACCAACCCCAAGCGCAUCGCCAAGGCCGUGUCGGACAAGGCCUGCAACUGCCUGCUGCUGAAGGUCAACCAGAUCGGCUCUGUCACCGAGUCCCUUCAGGCUUGCAAGAUGGCGCAGUCCAGCGGCUGGGGUGUGAUGGUCAGCCACCGCUCCGGAGAGACAGAGGACACCUUCAUCGCUGACCUGGUCGUGGGACUCUGCACUGGCCAGAUUAAGACCGGAGCACCUUGCCGAUCAGAGCGUCUGGCCAAGUACAAUCAGCUUCUCAGGAUUGAGGAGGAGCUGGGAGACAAGGCGCGCUUUGCUGGCAAAAACUUCAGGAACCCCCUGGUCAACUGAGGAGAAGGCGCGUCACAGGGCCCCUGUUCCCAUCGCGCACACACACUCCCACACACCCAACCCAGGCUAGGUCGCUUGUGUUUCAGAUGGAAGGGCAGCUGGAACGAGACGCAUUAAUCCAAGGUCCAAGUCAGUAGGCUGUCGCGAGGAACCCCCCCCCCCAACCCACACCCCAUUCGUCGGAACCUCUGCCCUCUAGGUGUCGGCUUACGAAUAGCACUGCUCCUGUAACGAUGUGUACCCCUUUUUUUGUGUUUCGCGUGACACUUAAUUUUUGUUUCGUUUCGGUUUUUCAUUUGGCUAGCGAGUUUUUUUUGUGAUUCCUGGGUCCUCUCCUGAAGUUCUGUAUUUAGCAAAGAGAAAAGUCUCUUGUGUGCAAUGCGUCACUCUGUUGAGCAGUUAUAGUGUUACUGUAUGCGUGGCAGAAGAUUAAAAUAAUAAACCUUCCUCCCUGAAACAGACAA